CGACGCGUGAGAGGAGAGAGGAGCAAAGGACAAUGACGAGGGGCUGGAGGACAAGCGGCGGAGCAACGCAGAGCUGCCAUCUCCAGACUCAUCAAAUCAGCCCUCAUCUGGACGGUUCAUUCCAUCUGCUGCUGCUGAUCUGAUCUCUCUUCGGCUGGUCCAGAUCCACCAUCUCAUCGCAUCCCACCUGUGCAAAUGAAGUGCGGAAGCCUCAUCCUUCUUGCUGCUGCGGUGGGUGUGUCGGCUCAAUAUCCGUCGAGCUAUGGUGACAGCUGCCCUUAUGAGGCAAGGGAGGAGGUGCACUACCCGUGUCCUUACGGCUAUGACGAGAGGGGCGGCACGUGCGUCAAGAUGGGCUACACCACGCCAUACACAUACUGCCCACUGGUAAGGCCUCUCAGACCUCUUACACAGUUCCCUGCCUCAAACCGACACUCUUUUGGCUACCCUCCCUGCUAUUUUGUGUUCGUGUGUGUCGGGUGCAGGGCAUGGAGAGCACAGAUGAUGGUUGUGUCAAGUACAAGUACGCCAAGAAGGUGCCCUACUGCAAGACGGGCAAGUUCUCCGGCCUCAAGUGCGUUGACAAGGACAUCGUCGACGUGAAGGAGUACAAGUGCCCCUAUGGCUUCGAUCUGACCGACGACAAGACCAAGUGCUACACCCCGACUUACCACGAGAAGCUCUCCAAGUGCCCGGAGGGCUAUGGGUUUACUGACGACAAGCAGAAGUGCGUCAGGGAGGCAUUUGAUCAAGUGACGUACCAUUGCCCAGAGGUGAGCAGGGAAGGAACACCGCAGGAGGAGCGCUGUUUGUGGUCACUCUGACGUCCAUUCUUAUUAUCCGUCUGUUGCAGCACACGGAGCUCACCGAGGAGGGCUGCAAGGCCAUCACAUAUGAUGACAAAAAACCCGUCUGCUCGGAGGGCUAUGUAGAUGGCGAUAAGUGUGUCGUCGAGAAGUUCCUCCGCCCAAGCUACCGCUGCGGCGGGGACCUCUCCGUUCUCGAUCCUAUCAAAGACGAGUGCAUCACCACCAUUACACAGCCGUGCGGCUUCGAGGCAGUGACAGACGGCAGAAAUGUCAAGACGCAAAAGCACUGCAGCGAGACCAAGACAGUCAAGGCUAUCGCCGAGUGUACUGAUGGGUAUGAGCUGGAUGGUGAGAAGGGCCUCUGCGUCGGCAAGACACACUCUGGUGUCGAGUAUAAGUGCACUGACGGGUAUGAGCUGACUGAUGACGAGACCAAAUGCUUCGCCGUCGGAUACGAGGAGAAGAAGGUCAGGUGUGUGGAAGGCUAUGAGCUGACCGAUGGCACGGAUAAGUGCGUCAAGUAUGAGUACGUCGAUCUGGCAUACUACUGCCCUGAGGUGAGCCUGGAAGACAAAACAGUCACGCGCCUCUCCCAGCUCAUGCAAAUCGUGCAUGUCCCUCUCUUUGUGCGUUUCCAUCUGUUCAGCACACGAAGCUGACGGACAUGGGCUGCCAAACCGUCCACUACGCGAAGAAGCAGCCAUACUGCAACGACGGCGUGCUCGAAGGCGGCAAGUGUGUGGUCGACAAGGUCUACGCUAUCGACUACAAGUGCCCUGAUGCGUAUGAGCCGACUGAGGACAAUUCCAAGUGCUUCAAGAAAACAUACGCCGACAAGAGGUGAGGAAAGCCCCGCUGUCGCGCCAUCGAUCCCGUCAAGCACGCAAUGGUGUCUGUCUUCUUGUGCAGGUACUACUGCCCCUCUGGCUAUUCGUAUGACGCCGCUAAUGAGCAGAAGUGUGUGACAUACGAUUACGCACCACUGCAGAAGGAGUGUUUUGGUGAAGGGAAGCUGGUCUAUCUGCGAGAGUACGGCAUUCAUGUGUGCUGCAAUGCUGCCGCCUAAUAGAUACACCGAUGGAUGGAUGGUUCUGCCAUCUGUGACAAGUAGACAAGGAUAGUGUCCUGCCUGACUGUCUCGUUUUGGCCGGUGUGUGUUCGUUUCUCGCUGUGAAUAGAUGGCUGCCUCGUCUCUUCUGGGCGUUGUGCCUGUCGUGUGUUCAUGGCCUCGGGCCUGGCUAUUUUGAUUCAAUGCAUGCCAUUCAUUCUCUUAUACUUAUUUGUACAUCUAUGCAUUCUUCCUCAUGCAGCUUGUGCAUAGACAGCGGGCUGAGAGACAUGUGCUUGCUGUGCGCUUGGAAAUUCAUGGUGCUCGUAGACGAC
Molecule: messenger RNA, 2192 nt
Organism: Vitrella brassicaformis
Lineage: Eukaryota; Vitrellaceae
Source: the annotation of a GenBank genome assembly